CCAUCCGAAAUUCCACUGCUGCGGAUUUUCGAUGCACCUUCAACUCUCUCUCUACAUUUUUGCUGAUUUUUCUCUGCUAGUACUCUUUUUCUAUUCUCUGUAAUUCUUAAACUGCAAUAUUUCUCGAGAAUCGAGAUCUAUUCAAGGUCUAUUACUUGAUGAUAUAGACGAAUUUAGUGGGUGUUCCACAAUUCUACCAAUUUUACCAUUUCUAAGACGAUUUCUGUCUUAAAAAUUGCGAUUCGUGUGCUGGAUUCUGGAUAGUUUGAGCUGGAUUGACUGAAAAGUGAAAACAGAGAAAGACAACCGGUGGAAGAAGACUCACACAUGUCACAGGUUUCCAUAGAUACAGAGAUAGUUGAAACGGAGUCGUGUUCUGGAGGUUCGCGCCCCUUUAGAAAUUUCAGAGGCGUAAGGUGGCGUAUUGAUUUGGGGAUUUUACCAUCUUAUCCUUCGGCCUCCGUCGACGAUCUUCGCCGGAUUACCGCUAAUUCUCGGAGAAGGUAUGCUGCGUUAAGAAGACAGCUUCUAGUUGAUCCACACAUACCGAAAGAUGGAAGUAGCUCUCCUGAUCGUGUCAUGGACAAUCCACUAUCCCAAAACCCAGAUAGCAUGUGGGGUCGAUUCUUCAAAAAUGCUGAACUGGAGAGAAUGUUGGAUCAAGAUUUGACGCGCUUGUAUCCUGAAAGAGACAGCUAUUUCCAGACAAGUGUAUGCCAAGGCAUAUUAAGGCGGAUUUUGCUGCUCUGGUGCCUUAGAAACCCAGAAUAUGGCUACAGACAAGGCAUGCAUGAGAUCUUGGCUCCCCUGUUAUAUGUUCUUCAUGUUGAUGUGGAAAAUCUGUCAGAAGUGAAAAGAACAUAUGCUGACCACUUUGUUGAUAAAUUUGAUGGCUUCUCAUUUCAUGAAAAUGACUUGACAUACAAAUUUGACUUCAAGAAAUUCUCAGACUCCGAGGGAGAUAAUAAUGGAUUUGAAAACACUUCUGCAAAAGCUAGUAGUCUCUGUGAACUUGAUCCUGAGAUUCAAACUACAGUUUUACUAAAUGAUGCCUAUGGAGCAGAAGGUGAACUUGGCAUUGUCUUGUCUGAGAAGUUUAUGGAACAUGAUGCCUAUUCCAUGUUUGAUUCUUUAAUGAGUGGAUCUGGUGGUCCCAUAGCAAUGGCCAAGUUUUACUCUCAUCCUUCUGGAAAGCCACAUACCGGACCCCCUCCUGUAAUUGAGGCUUCUUCUGCCUUUUAUCACUUGCUUUACAAUGUUGAUUCAUCUCUUCAUGCUCACCUUGUAGAGUUGGGAGUUGAACCCCAAUAUUUUGCACUUCGCUGGCUACGGGUAUUAUUUGGACGUGAAUUUUCUUUGGAAGAGCUUCUGGUUAUCUGGGAUGAAAUCUUUGCACAUGAAAAUACGGUGUCUAGUCCUGCUGUUGCUUGUGAUGCUGAAUCCAACGUUGCACUUCUCGAGUCACCUAGGGGAGCAUUCAUAUGCGCUUUUGCAGUUUCUAUGAUACUUAACUUGAGGUCUUCAUUGCUUGCCACUGAGAAUGCUACUAUCUGUCUUCAGAGAUUGUUGAAUUUUCCUGAUGAUACUAAACUUGCAAAGCUGUUGGCGAAGGCAAAAUCCUUGCAUGCCACCGCCAGAGAUGCAAACAAGUUAAACCCUGUGCCAAUUCAAUCUGAGUUAUAUGACAGAAGGAAGUCAAACGUAACUAGGGGUCAUAGCCUUUCUCUGGAUUCUUCUUCUCCAAAUACUCCUCUAACUGUGGUACCUGAUAGCUACUGGGAAGAGAAAUGGAGAGUUUUGCAUAAAAAAGAAGAAAAUAAGCUGAGUGCUGGGGGAGAUCAAGUUCCAAAUCGCAGAAAAGGUUGGUCCGAAAGAGUAAGACUCCGCUUGUCUAGGACUGAAUCCGAUCCUUCCCCAUCAAAGAAAAAUGAAAGAACCAAAAUUCCAAAGCCAUUUGUGAGGAGAAGUUUGUUGGAUGAUCUUGCACGACAGCUCGGAGCAGAUGAAGAUACUAAAGAGGAUACAGUGUCUGAUGCUGAUGUUGGCAUCGGGGGUUCGGUGGAUGUCAACAGAGAAGAUGCAAUUGAUAAAAACUAUGAGAGUUCAUCAAGUUCUGCUGGGAGUGAAGACAAUUCUUCCAAUUUCUCAGAGCCUUCUGGUCCUAUUCAUAGAAGUAGUGAUAAUGAGAAUGAAGUGGAAAGAAGUAGUGUUGCAUCAGACUCAUCAAUGGAUGAAAAUGAUGCUCGGAUAUGUGUUAAUGGUCCUGAAUGCUCCCCUCUGCCUGUCUCGAGUCACCAAGAUGGUGCUCCAUUUGAUGAAAAUGAAACUCAGACGUGUGUAGAUAAUCCUGAAUGCUCCCAUGUAUCUGUCUCAAGCCACCAUGACGACGGCUCAUCAAACUCAGCAGGAAAUGAUGAGGCUGUAGGGAAAUUAGCUACAGGGAUAAAGGAGAUUAAACAUCUAUCUGGGAAGUUUCAGUGGUUAUGGAAGUUUGGAAGGAAUGUAAACGAGGGCACAUCUGUGAGAACUGUGCCUGAGGAUGCAAAAGCUUGCGAUAAUGGAAGUGAUCAGAACAAUUUUGUUGAUAUUUCCACUGCCGAUGGGUGUAACCGCGCAUCUGAAACCAGCAAGGGGGAGACAGUGGACCAAAAUUUGAGGGUUAGCUGGAAGAAUAUUGGUCAAUCCAUGAUUGAGAACAUUCAGGUGCUCGAGUCUGUGUUCCAGCAGGAUCGUGGUGGUCAAGUUGGAGGGUCCUCGGAGAACUUGUCGAAGAAUGGUCUUGUCGGUAAAGGACAAGUUACAGCCACGGCUGCACUCAAAGAGCUCAGAAAGAUCAGCAAUCUUCUCUCGGAGAUGUGAUUUUGAUGCUAUUACUAAUAUGUAAAUUUGAUUAUUAAGUAUAUCCCUGUCGAGUAAACACAAUAAAUGGUCCUAUUAAGGCUUCUAUUGUAUCCCAUCAAAUUUUGUAUUACUAUUGUGUGGUUGUAUAUACAAACAUUAUUGAAAUAAAAGUUAAUGUUUACCAAAUACA
Messenger RNA from Salvia hispanica, 3031 nucleotides. RefSeq lists its product as uncharacterized. Lineage: Eukaryota; Viridiplantae; Streptophyta; Magnoliopsida; Lamiales; Lamiaceae. Gene Ontology annotation, biological process: activation of GTPase activity. The record is from RefSeq and is a predicted model, not a curated record. Gene Ontology annotation, molecular function: GTPase activator activity.